AUGAAGUCCCAAACAACAAAGACACAGUUAUUACGCCUCCUGGAACGGUUGCAGUACAAAUUAUUAUCUAUAUUUCCUCGAAGUCCCCUCCCGCAAACUAUCAAGCCUAAUGUCCACUCGGACCUUCGCAAUGAAGCUCUGACCUUAGCUACUCAGCUAGAUGGAAAGACCUUUCGCCUCCCUGACCUAUGGAAACUCUUCUCAGAAUGGCCACUCGCUGCUAAUCCACACGCAGAGAGGCUCGAGGGCCUCGUGGACUCGAUGCUCGAACGCAUUAUCACCAAUGAGAAGAAGUUAAAAGCCUUGAAGAAGGCGGACUUUGGUCGUCUCAUGUCCCUUUGGUAUCCUGACGCGGAAUGGCCCGAGCUUGAAAUAGCCACCGCCUAUUCAGUCUGGAUUUUCGUGUGGGACGACGAGGUCGAUGCCGGAGACACUGAUGUGUCUAACGAUGAGGAGCUCGCUCGAGCCUACUACCAGAAAUCCCUUAGCACAGUCCACCGCCUUCUGGGCCUCGACGAAAGCGAGGGAUCCCAGGAGAUAAUCACACAGGAAGAGCAGUCUUUACAUCCCAACAUGGCUUUAUUUGCCGAUGUUGGUCGGGGUUUACGCAACUCAACGGACAGAAUACAACGAGAGAGAUUCUACCGCGAGUUGGAAAAUUUCAUGAUCAGCGUGGGUGUGGAACACGGACACCGAAUGCGAGGCUCUAUCCCUACUGUGGAAAAGUACCUCCAUAUUCGAUCCGGGUCUGUCGGCUGUGCUCCUCAAAUUGCACUUACAGAGUAA
This is a messenger RNA of Daldinia childiae, 786 nucleotides long. RefSeq names its product Germacrene A synthase. The transcript is spliced from 2 exons. NCBI's taxonomy places the organism in Eukaryota, Fungi, Ascomycota, Sordariomycetes, Xylariales, Hypoxylaceae. The record is from RefSeq and is a predicted model, not a curated record. The coding region runs from base 1 to 786 and encodes 261 amino acids.